Messenger RNA from Opisthorchis viverrini, 2134 nucleotides. RefSeq lists its product as hypothetical. Bases 398 to 2074 code for a protein of 558 amino acids. NCBI's taxonomy places the organism in Eukaryota, Metazoa, Platyhelminthes, Trematoda, Opisthorchiida, Opisthorchiidae. The transcript has 10 exons. The record is from RefSeq and is a predicted model, not a curated record.
GCAGUACUUUAAACCGGCCCGAGCAGUGUAAGCUGUUAUCGCAAUAUGGUCCUGUUCGAGGAGUUGAAAACCAAAAUACCAUCAGUGGAACGCAAAUUUUGCACCGGAGCCAAAUAUGUCGAUCGCUUCCACGAUGUGACGCCUGUAUGUAUAUAUUCAUUUGAAUAUCAUCAUGUUCUAGGCUGGGAAUUUUGGAGAAUGCAGCAAGAUAAGGAUGAAACACUGUUUAGAACACUACAAAAAGGUAAACAUGGAGUCAUAACUCUUCUGCAUCUUACUCAAGCCACCUACUCCGGAGAUUGUAAAAAGAUUUGACACGUGGAACAAUCCUGAUGUUGAACAAACACGAAUAUUUCAUGCCCUGGUUGGUGACAAGCAGCUCGAAGUUGCACGGAAUAUGUAUCACGGCAUCAGAAGCAAAGAUCGUACCACAGCAAAAGACCUCAUUAGACCACCGGAGCCAACAUUCCUGAAAGAACUUUGUCAUACAGUUAGUGAGGAACUAUACGAGUCUUCAAAAAAGAGACCUCUCGGAAGGGUUCCCGAUCCGGAUCUGCCGGAAUCCGUCCAUCCGGAGUCCACGGUUUUCGGAUUACCGAAUGUGAAAGAUGGGGGGAUCGCACCGAUACUCAACCCACGCAAGACUCCGAUGGAGUUGGAGCGAGAGGAGGCAGAAGACCGAAAGCAUUACAUCAUUUCACACAAGCACCUCAUGCCCGGAGAACAAGGACGGCGUCGUUAUGAAAAUUUUGACAGAGACAAGGUUUAUGGAAUACCAACCUACUCAGAUGAGCGAGGAAUACACGCACGACGGGCACUCAACUGGUUUACAAAUGUUGAAAAUGUGACGAAAACGCCGAUCAUGAGUUCCCGCCAGCUGGACAGGAAUGAGCGUUUUGGACACAAACUGGGAAGAUCACGUGAUCCUAUAGCAGAUACGAUGAAAGUUCCUGAUGCUCACGUAUUCGGCAAGCCCAGUAUCCGGGGAGAACUGACCGUUGCUCAACUCCUUCACGGUAAGAUACCCAGACAACCGAUUGGUGUACCUCGAGACAACUUGAGCCCAGAACAUCAAUCCGGCACACAGCAGGAGAAAUGUGUGAGCUCAGCGCAACGAGCUGAACAGCUGCUGCCCGUGAUUCAUCACGCUCUGCGCGAAGCUUCUUUUUGGAGAGGGGCUGAAAUCACUGCUCUUCUCUGUCAUCGUUCAAAUGGAAAUGAUCUCAUUCCAAUGGUCGAAGCCCGUGAAAUAUUCGACCAUUUCGAGGUUCCACUCGAUGAAGAGCUGACCGAACAGCUGUUUGACGUGAUCAUGGUCAAGGCACCGGAAGAAAUGUGGCGUAGUGUAAGUGAAGCAAUGCAUCAGACCGUGGAAAGAAAUCUGUCCGCUGGUCGUGCACGCCAGGAUGAAGAUCACUUCCGCUGGGCGGUGGAUUGCCGAUUGAUGUCAUUGUUUCUAGACUGGAAGCGUCAUCCUGUGGAACAGGCCAAACUGAAGCUUUGCCGAUGUUACAAGGAGCUUUCUGAGAAACAGAAUCUGAGUGAAGACGCUGAUGCCGUUCGACGUCGUCUGAGGAAAGCGAUUGACGCCAAUGUGCUGACUCACAAGCUGUCCAGUGAAAUACUGUCGGGCAACCGUGGAGGACUGGUUGAAGGCGAAUGCUAUCGAAGGUUGGGUAAACCUCCGGUUGAAUUAUACCGUCCGGUGCCAAAGAUCAGAAGUGCACACAAUAUCACUGAUUACGGGGAUGAGCCAACCGUCCAAUCCGUACUCGAACCCAGCAUAUACACCGAGUACGGAUUAUCCCAAAGAGAUUUGCUGAAACUUCGGACAAAAGAAGAGAUCAAGUCCAUCAUGGACAAAGCAAACCUAACCACCAAAUUCGACUUGGCCAAGAACUUCGAUCAAGUGUGGGAUAAAGCAGUUGAGUUGGACAAGCUGAUGUUGCAGGAAGUUGCGCCCAACACAGCUGACCGCGCGAGUUUGUAUUCAUUCAAACAAGUUGCCUACCGCAUGCGGGGCGAAGAAAUACGCAAACAGAUUGAUCAACACUACGCGGAACAAUGCUGCUAACCAGAAAUUGGAAAUCCUCACAUUUGCUUGGAUUUUAACAACAGUCAAUGAAUCGCCCGA